AUGAGGAGCUUCUUCUUGAAAGGGUCUAUUAUAGCCAUUUUUCUUUUGGCGAUUUUUUUGGUCAGUGAAGCUCAGCAGUGUCGUCCUAGUGGAAGAAUUAGGGGAAGGAAGCCCCCUCCUGGACAAUGCAACACGGAGGACGACUCUGACUGCUGUAAAGCUGGAAAAAUGUACCCAACAUACACUUGCUCUCCACCUAUGUCCGGCAACACCCAAGCCUACCUCACUCUUAACAGCUUCGAGGCAGGAGGUGAUGGAGGAGGCCCAUCAGAAUGUGACGGUCAGUACCACGAUGACAACACUCCAGUUGUGGCACUGUCCACUGGAUGGUACAAUGGCGGAUCAAGAUGCCUUAAGAACAUUAGAAUUAACGGUAAUGGGCAGAGUGUUGUGGCCAUGGUGGUAGAUGAGUGUGACUCCACUGAAGGAUGUGAUGCAGAUCAUGAUUACCAGCCUCCUUGUCCUAACAACAUUGUUGAUGCUUCUAAGGCUGUCUGGAAAGCAUUGGGUGUGUCUGAAGACAAUUGGGGUGGCUUAGAUAUAACAUGGUCCGACCAAUGCCGUCCUAGUGGAAGAAUCAGAGGAAGGAAGCCCCCUCCUGGACAAUGUAACAAGGAGGACGACUCUGACUGCUGUAAAGCUGGAAAAAUGUACCCAACAUACACAUGCUCGCCACCUAUGUCUGGAAACACCCAAGCCUACCUCACUCUUAACAGCUUCGAAGCAGGAGGUGACGGAGGAGGCCCAUCCGAAUGUGACGGACAAUACCACGAUGACAACACUCCAGUUGUGGCAUUGUCCACCGGAUGGUACAACGGUGGAUCAAGGUGCCUUAAGAACAUCAGAAUUAACGGUAAUGGGCAAAGCGUGGUAGCCAUGGUCGUGGAUGAGUGUGACUCUACUGAAGGAUGUGAUGCAGACCAUGAUUACCAGCCUCCUUGUCCUAACAACAUCGUUGAUGCCUCCAAGGCUGUCUGGAAAGCCUUAGGUGUGUCUGAGGACAACUGGGGCGGCUUAGAUAUCACUUGGUCCAACGCUUAG
Molecule: messenger RNA, 1041 nt
Organism: Fragaria vesca subsp. vesca
Lineage: Eukaryota; Viridiplantae; Streptophyta; Magnoliopsida; Rosales; Rosaceae
Product: putative ripening-related protein 1-like
Exons: 2
Coding region: 1-1041 (346 amino acids)
Source: RefSeq, a predicted model, not a curated record